Ricinus communis (castor bean) is the source of this 1783-nucleotide messenger RNA. RefSeq names its product double-stranded RNA-binding protein 1. The transcript has 4 exons. Gene Ontology annotation, cellular component: nucleus. NCBI's taxonomy places the organism in Eukaryota, Viridiplantae, Streptophyta, Magnoliopsida, Malpighiales, Euphorbiaceae. The record is from RefSeq and is a predicted model, not a curated record. Gene Ontology annotation, molecular function: double-stranded RNA binding; ribonuclease III activity. Gene Ontology annotation, biological process: regulation of gene expression; rRNA processing. Bases 402 to 1475 code for a protein of 357 amino acids.
CGGCUACGAUACACUAUCUACCAAAGUGGCGUCACGCGAGUUACAUUCCAUCGGCGAUAAACAGAGCAUCGAGCACAUUUGAGAGCUCUUUAUCACACUUGCCUUAUUAUUGUUAUAAUUAUUAUUCUCCUUCUUCUUCACUUAACCAAGAGUGCAUUUCUUUUUGUGAAACACCUAGUUUUCUCGCAGACCAAACACAAAAAUAAUCAAAAGAUCACCUUUUCUUUUGGUUUUCCUUUUAUCAAUCAAUAGAGGAAAAGCUUCUCUGUACAAGUCUCGUCGCUAUGCCCACAAACGAUGGCUUCUCCGGUGAUAUCCCAUUAGGAAUGAGGUGCUUCUAAGAUGCAGAUCAGGAAAGUGAUGAGGUCUUUUCUGAGACACAGCAUAAGCACGAGAUAAACAUGUUUGAAGUCAAGGGUGUAUCCACUUGCUAUGUGUUUAAGAGCCGAUUACAAGAAUAUGCACAAAAAAAGGGACUGCCUACACCUGUGUACGAGACAAUUAAAGAAGGCCCUUCACAUGAGCCUUCCUUCAGGUCAACUGUGAUUGUCAAUGAUAUUAGAUAUGAUUCUUUGCCUGGUUUUUUCAAUCGGAAAGCUGCAGAGCAGUCGGCUGCAGAGGUUGCUCUAAUGGAGUUGGCUAAAUGUGAUGAAGUUAAUGACAGCAUUUCUCAGCCUGUUCAUGAAACAGGACUUUGCAAAAACUUGCUUCAGGAAUAUGCUCAAAAGAUGAAUUAUGCAAUUCCUCUAUACCUGUGUCAAAAGAAUGAAUCCCCAGGUCGAGGGACACUUUUCAAAUGUACUGUUGAGAUUGGGGGUAUUCAUUAUAUUGGAGCAUCAGCAAAAACAAAAAAAGAAGCAGAAAUUAAAGCUGCUAGAACUGCAUUGUUAGCUAUACAGUUGAGUGCUUCUGAAUCAUCUCAUAAUUCAAUUGGCAACUGUCAGUUAACAGUAAUUCCAUUCAGAAAGAGGGGAGCAGAAACUGCUGCUGUCCUGGAGGAGGCAAUGAAUGUUCCUAAGGCAAAGAAGGCUCGAUUUAGGAAAAAAACAUUGAAAAAGAAACACUCUGGGAAUAAAGUAGAUCAUAAUCAAGGUGAAACUAUAGGUAAUAAGAAGGAUGGGCAAGCCGGAUCAGAAUCGGAUAAGAAUGAUGCUUCUGUGGUCCAAGGAACAGGUCAUCAACUGUUACCGAUGUUAUCCACGAGUAAUUCAGAAGAUGGGAGGUUAGUUCCCGAGUCAAGCGAGAGAGAAACAACAGAUGUGACAGGUGCUUUGGUCUGCCAUAUAUCUGGUGAUUUUGGAAAUGGAUUUGCUGCAACUGUGAAUUUUGAUCAAAGCAACCACGGAGUAUGUGCCGAGACUAAUGGGGACACAGCUAAAUUUUCGGGAGCGACCCUGGUUCAGAUAGGGGCUGCAACUGUCAUGGCUGGCUUAAAUCCAGCGGGAGAGAGAAUUGAGGCAGGUGCCGGCCAAUGAUAGGAUUAGGAAUAGAUAGAGUUCCUUUUCGGGCGGCUGUAGGACGGUUUAAUUGCUUGGAGUCGGUUUUGCAGUUUGGAAAGUAGUAUGAUUCUGAGGAUUUAAGUUUGCUAGUUGAUUAGGAUGCACUGGAAUUUUGUAACAGUAUGCAUUGUUGUAUUGGUGGUGGUAUUGGUUUUGCACUGGGUAUAGAGAGAAAGAGUAUUUAGUUUUGAGUACAGAUGCCUGUAUUCUUCUUUGCUGCUACUGUUAAGGUAACUAAAGAUGUGACUAAAGAGCAGUUGAUUUUUAAGCUUUUAUUGGGAUUA